Paramacrobiotus metropolitanus is the source of this 947-nucleotide messenger RNA. RefSeq lists its product as uncharacterized. Bases 168 to 947 code for a protein of 259 amino acids. The record is from RefSeq and is a predicted model, not a curated record. NCBI's taxonomy places the organism in Eukaryota, Metazoa, Tardigrada, Eutardigrada, Parachela, Macrobiotidae. The transcript has 4 exons.
ACACUUCUGUUAUGGAUAAUGGAUAAUCUGGAUCACUUCAGUUUUGUUUGAUUUGGAACGGGGAUAUUCAGGUUAUUUUGGAACCACAUUUGCUGGCGGAUCGUUCAACAUUACUGACAGUCAACAAAAUUCUGGACGAGGCCAAGGAACGCGGCGGCGCCGACACCAUGUGUCUUCAGGGAUAUGGGCGUGGUCCAGGCUUCCGGAGGUUCCCCUUGCCAGUGUUGCCGCCGCAGAUGCAGAUCAUCCGAGCGCCCGAGGGCGGCACACUGCUGGUGUACUGCAACAACACGAACGGCGCGCAGGUUCCCCAAGCAGAGGUUCCACCGGCAUUCACGUACAACGGAAGGCUGGUUUCUCUGGCCAAUCCCACACUAGCCUGGAUAGAGUCGGAGGAACUUCACUGUUGUAACGGCACGACGAAAACCAGUCACGGUGACAUCGUUGCCCGCCCACGCUUUACCCAGAACAGUUGGCGGGCAAGCGAGUACCAGCGGGCCACCGGUGCGUUCAGCAUCGUCCUGGAGCACUUCAAUGACGGGCACAGCGGUGUGUACGAGUGCCUGCACUCCAACGGCAGCCAACUGGUGGUGACGCAGCGUUAUUACGUCAGCGCCAUCCGCACCGCCCUCAACCGCCACAACGUCUUCGAUCCACCGAUGAAGAACCUCACCGUCCGCUACGGUCGCUACGCGGAGAUGGUCUGCGCCGUCCGCUUCAAUUUCCUCCCCGGUUCCCUGAACACCCGCUUUCUAUGGCGCAACGGAGGCCACCUGCUGAUGACUGACUCCAUGCCGCAGGUGGCCGGUAAGACCUCGGCGUGGAGGGCUUCAACGGGCACUUUCAUGUCGGCUUUAAUGGAUGCCGGGCUGUACGAGUGCUGGUUCCGCAUCAACGACCGUCUGGACGAGUGGAUCAUGCAGGAAGCAUACCUGCACGUCAUUUAA